AUGCAGUGUUUUCCUAAGCUGCUAACCUUGGGAGGGGACUUACAAGCAACACUUGAGGCGGAGGAGUACGCACAAUACCUUUUCGCUCUUUAUCUACCCUGGCUCGACGCCUACUUUGUCGUUAUGGCUACUUCAAAUGAGGAUAUUGAGUAUCGAAUUAUGAGUUCCGACCUCAAGACGUCGUUGAUGUCUCAUAUGUUUGCAAACAUUGGUGGACAAUUCAAUACGGCAUCGGCGAAUACGCAACGACGGGAGCUUAUCACAGCUGACACAGACGGUGGAAUCAAAGUUUGGGCUCCUCGCGCAAUCACAACUGCCGGGAAUGGCAAAAAGUUUAAAUUGGUCUUGCGAGUACAUACAGCUGUAAAUAUGGAAAAGAAACCCACUUAUUAUCACCUAAGCAUGAGUUUUGAUGGACGGCACAUCUUUGCGGCGACCAAAACAAAACUUUUUCUACUUGACGCGGCGUCUUGUCAUCGUUUGCCUUGUCGUAUAAGCGAGACCAAAAGCACAGUUUCAAGGAUGGAGUGCGGAAACAGCGAUAAUAGUAUUUAUAUCGCCUUCAAAUUUAAUCUGAGGAAAGUGUGUAAGUACGUAUUUGUUGUAAAAGGGGGGGUGGUGCAGUUUCAAAAAGUUGCUGAAUACGAGCACAAUCAAGAGCUCGCAGUAUUUACUGAGAGCAGCGAGUAUUGCAGCAGCUUAUUGGUACUCGACGUCUGUGCAGCUUUCAUUGUCGUGGAUGUUGCCAGUACUCAAUCAGACAAUAGAUAUUCUGAUGCAGAUGUUCAAUCUGAAAAAUCUGCCAUCUCACUGCCGGUCGAUUCUUCGUUAAAACGAUAUAUUGCUCUUCAUACAAUGGUAGCAUCUGACGGGCGAAAUUUUGCAUUCGCUGUUCGCUCAACUGGUUUUUGCAUCUUGGAGCUCGUAUCCUCAAAUAUCCGGGGCCGCGUACCUUGCAAUAAAUUAGGUUGUGAAGUUUCAACAUAUUAUGAGAAGAGCAGUAACAAUAGAGCGUUGAUGGCUUACGAUCACAGAUUUUCAACAACACAAGUGGGUUUUUUUCAAGAGGGAAUCUCGAAUUUUCACUUUGCGUCUAUACCAACACUUGACGUCUCUAAUCAAAUGAAGGAACGAAACAUGUAUCUUGCUGACUAUGUCAUAGCGUCUGAUUCUGUGAUUGCGCUUUAUUCUCACGGGUUGGCGAUAAAGUAUAAUCUAUUUGAUAAUCGCAUAACAACCAUAGCACCACCUUUCCAGUCCUUGGAUACCAUCGCAACAACUCUCGUUAGCCUGCCUUUCAGUGGUUGCAGUUGUGUUGGCAUAGGUGAUUCAAGUGGGGCAGUCCAAAUUUUCGCUAUAUCAAACGACACUCAAGAAUCUAAUUACUGGAUCUCCAGGAAACAAGUAUACGCCAAUGAUAGAGUCGCUGUUCUGAUCAAUCUCACCGACACUAUACUUAAAAGCCAUAAGAAUGUUGAAUUCUCGAUUCUUUCUGUCAGUCGGAGAGGGGAUGUGCAACGUUGGCAGAUAAAAAAAGUGGAUGCGCCGUCAAACCGUAUUGCCGAUACAGAUUUCAAGUGGGACUUACUUGUCUGCUUUCGGACCGAGGCACAAAAUGUUUCGACCGCAACGAUUAAGCUCCCCGAGUUUUUGUUUUGUGGAUUCGACGGCGGUACAAUUGAAUGCUGGAGGUUACCGUCCGAAAAGCAAAUUGAAGCUUCUCAUUUCCAGCAACGACCUCCAUUUCGUGUUUCUGUCGUAAAACGAGUCCUUCAUGCCAUCGAUUUGCAUUCGACAUCCGUACUCAAAAUCCUUUGUGAUUCGCAAACUGAAAGAAUUAUUAUCAACGAAAGGCUGGUCACUAAAAGCUUUUCAUGGGUUUUUUCGUAUGACAACGAUGCCACCAUUUUCAUCUGGAGUUUUUCGCUCGAAUUCUUUUUUCCGCAUCGGCGAAUAAAGGUGCAUGACUUCAUAAAAGACAUUUUUAUAUCUCAGACUGAUAGAGGUCUGAACCUCUUUGCAUACAUUGAUCGUUGCGUCGACCGAGUCGAUCACUUAGGUUUAGGUGACAACGAAGCUGUUAAACAGCGUCUUCAGCGAGCACAACUUUUGAAUCAGCGUGAGGUGGAAAGGCAUGAAACUGGCGGCAUAAGGUCUGAAGGGCAUUUCCGAGCGUCUUCGUUUACUGAAGACGCAUCUGAUGAGAGUCAAAUUGUUCAUUUGGACGUCACAUUGCCUGCAGUUGAGUCGGAGGUUACUACUCCCCAACAUCCAUGCCCAGGAACAUCUUCUGCUAAAGCUUUUGCUGGAUUAUUUGAGCGAGCCUCGACAUUGAUUGAUUAUGAACAGGUAAAAAAUCAAACCGCACAGAUUGGUUGUGAUACCUUGCAAUGUAUUCAAAGCUUGUCUACUAUGCCAAGAAUGGAUCAUUCGCCGACGGAAGGUGAUCCAUACCACACACGGUAUGAUUCCUCGCAUGACUCUUCUCAAACACCUCGAAGCAAAAAUCAUGACGACAAAAACAUAUAUAAGCGAGUUCAUGUACGUGACACAAAAGCCACAUAUCGCCCAGUGAAGAACUCUGUUCCAAGCAGUUUUCAGCGAGCAAAACCUCGAGUGUACCGAACUUUUGUCAAUUACUUGCAUUCCCUUCCCUCGCAAACUCGAUGUGCUGUCAUAUCGACUGAUCGAGUAGAUGGAGAAACUUCGAAUACGGGAGGCAUGGACGACGACUUGGCAAGGAUUGCAAUGCCCAGUAGUACAAAAAUCCUACACUUUGGUGUGCAAGACAAGGUCUCUGUGGUUUCACUCGUUGAAGAUGAGGAAAGAUUUUUGUUAGACUUUCAACCUGAACUUUGUCGUGGAAGCAAGCGAGCUUCAGUCGCUGAAAGAACUGGUGAGAACUCUGAAGCUUCGAAUUCUUUGUUAACGUUUCCAUUUAUGUCGUUGGACCUCUUGUCGAAUCAUGACCGACAAAUAGAGCUGAUGGCAGCGAGUAAAUCGAAAUGCAUUCGAGAAAUCGCAAAAAGAGAUGACGUCGCUGUGCCAGCUUUGGAGGCUUUUGAAAGUCUAGACAUAUCGGUGCAGGUAGGAGUACUAUCAUUCACAAGGUGGUUCACAGCCACACCAAAUCACCAGCGCGUUCGAGAGCACUUUCUUAUAGAAGAGUUAAAAUUUGCAGCCAUUGAUCCAUUCAUUCAUCUCGAGCUAGCACAUGCUGGCCUUUCACCUCCCGAGGCCCAGCAUGUUGGACAGUCAACUAGCGCAUGGCUGGAAUUUGUUUCCUGGUAUUCGUGUGGUCUCAACACUCACAGCCAGGCCAUUUCCUCCGGGUUAGUACAGCGUAGGCGUGUUGAAGCGCGAACAGAGUAUUUGAAACUGCGACUGAAAAUUAUUAGCAAAUCUGAGCGAGAUGUUCAGGAAGAAGUGAGAGCGGGGCUCCGCAAAAAAAAUCGCGAGCCCUCCCAGCAAUUUUUCGUAUUUGAGCAUUAUGACAGGCGCUCACUGAUCGAGACGGUUAGCCUGCCAGCGUGGGAUGAUACAAGUCCAGAAAUUCGACUUAAAGAGAUUGCAUUAGCAUUAAUGGAUCCUGUGGUUCAAUUUGCUGCUAUGAGGAAUGAUAUCGAGCUCCCAGAUGUUUCAUGUAUAGACGAUUUGGACACCUUAACGUUAGCUGAAAAGUUCAUGCCGUGGUGGAUAAUCGCUGAUAACAUCCACCGCCGCGACUUUUUGAUACGCGAGGCUCUUGAAGCAUCGACAAACAAAGCAAUCCAAACGAUGUUGUCACGGGAGCUGCUUGCCGAGAACGUCAAAUUAGCCCAUGAUAGCGAUGAAAUCGUGCAGAACUUUAUUCAAGUGUAUCAUAAUUCUAACACAGCGCGGCACACAUUUCUAAAAAAGAAAAUGUUCUUCUUCCGACGUCAAAGUCGAAUUGCUAGUGUUGCUCAAUAUGGUAAAUUUCCAGCGCCACUGCUUAUUGAAACAUUACCUCUUCCAUUGAUGACCACUUUUGCAUUUAAUGAACAAGCCAGCGUGGACAAAAUCGACAUUGAUACUUUUACUGUUGAUCGCGAGGAAUCCAAUAUGGCAAUUGAGGUCGAGCUCGUGGAGCUGAACACUAGUUCUCCCGAAUAUCUGCGAGAUGAGAUAUCGAGAGAGAUGAGAUGUGAGGCAGCAGUUAUCUUGCUGGAGCUGAUGGCGAUGGCACACGAAGAAAGUAUGUCGCGUGUGUACAUUAAUGGCAUUGCUCAGAGUGAAGAGGACAUCCAGACACGACUCCUUCCAAAGCGAGCUGACUUUACCCGAUCGUACUUUUUUAGUGAUCUGCCUCAUCCGAGUCCCACUGAGGCUUCAUCAAGCUGGCAGGUUGGUAGUGGUGUUGAUAAUGGAGACGAAGAGUACGAAGAGAAGCAGCUGCAAGAGCAAGAAUUUGAGCACCAGCGCCUGCUGGAAGAGCGAGAGACAGAAAGGUUUGCACAGCUCGAACGACAAGCGAAGAAAGCGAGACUUGAAAACGAAGAAGACGAAAAAUUUGCUCUGUCUCAACGGAUAAAACAAGAUGAGCUGAGUAAAGUAUUGCUGCAUCAGGCAGAGUUGGAAGCUAAACGUAAGGAGCUACUUCAAAUUGCGCGUGAGGAUAGUGAGAGAAGCCAUAUGAAGGAAGAAGACAACUAUUCGAACUGGUACCUCAAUCAGCUUCUUCGGAAUCAAAAUGGGAUGCAACUUGAGGAUCAGUGCUGUUUUCCGCAAAAAAAUAGCGAAUUAUGCGAAGAUGCUGCUUCGCUAAUUCUCCGGCUACUUCACGAGCAAGAUCUUAUGGUUGCAGAGGAUCAUCGAUCCAAACAAGUCUUUAAGGAGCUGCAAAAGCUCGAAAGCCAGAAAAUUGAGCGUACUACUUUCUUGUCUGAGCUUAAAUCACCAUUCUGUCCAUUCUACCAAAGCUCGGAAAUCCCAUCAGAAACGUUCCUUCCUCGCAUGCAUUGGAAACUGAAAGCAAAAUCAGGACGAACAUGUCUAAAGCCAGCGCGAGCCUAUACAAUACCAUUUGAGGAGGCACUAGUUUUUGAUGAGUUGAAUCAAGUGCCGUACCUAGCACGAGACUCAAGAAGAUUUCAGCUUCUCAUUGGAAUGCCAUUUCGAUCCACAAACACUUCAAAGCGUUCUCGAUUUCCGACGGCUGAUGCCAUCAUCGCGACGCAACAGCAGCAACGUAAUCUAGUCGAGUCAAAUGAGCAUCAGAAAACGACCACCAUGACCAGGAACGAUCGAUUACUCACUCAGAUUGACAGCUCAAAUGAACGCAUUCGCUUACCGAGCAUCACAGCAAUUAAAAAUUCAAUGACUAGGCAGGCGAAACGUCAAGAAGAUUUCAAGUCGCAAGGUGCAUCAGAUUCCUCAAGAAAGGAGCAAGCCAAAAAUAUUCAGCAUCAACAAAACGAGCAAACCCAGUCGUUGCCCUUUUUUCGAGGAAACAUGCUUGUUCGAGGCCGCGGUGAACGAAGAUCGAGUCAUUACACUUUUAAUUUCGAGCCAUCAAAAGAAUAA
Messenger RNA from Plasmopara halstedii, 5544 nucleotides. Its product is annotated as WD40/YVTN repeat-like-containing domain. The record is from RefSeq and is a predicted model, not a curated record. The transcript has 8 exons. The coding region runs from base 1 to 5544 and encodes 1847 amino acids. NCBI's taxonomy places the organism in Eukaryota, Oomycota, Peronosporomycetes, Peronosporales, Peronosporaceae. Gene Ontology annotation, molecular function: protein binding.